AUGCCUCCACCCCCAACAAUUCACACCGCAAUGCAUGCCCACCUCACCAACCGCCGUGCCAACUCCUGCCUCAGAAAACUUAGCCUCACACCUCAGGCCAGCAUUGAUUUCUCCUCCAACGACUUCCUCUCACUCACCUGCUUUCCUGUUCUCAAAACCGCCUUCCUCGCCGAACUAACCAACUCCCCAUCCUUCAGUCUAGGAAGCGGCGGCUCUCGCCUCUUAGAUGGCAAUUCGGCUUAUGCCGAGGAUCUGGAGAGGGAGAUUGCGGCUUUCCAUGGUGCCCAGGCGGCGUUGCUGUUCACUUCUGGUUUCGAUGCUAACGCGGGGUUCUUUGCCUGUGUACCGCAAACUGGAGACGUGGUGCUGUUCGAUGAGUUUGUCCAUGCUAGCGUCAGGGAAGGAAUGAAGUUAUCGAGAGCGGGGAGUUGUGUAUCUUUUGCUCAUAAUUCAGUAGGUGAUUUAAGAGCGAAGAUUGAGGGGUUAAGGGCAGAUGAGAGGAUUAGGGUGGGGGAGAGAAAUGUGUUUGUGGCGAUUGAGUCGCUGUAUUCUAUGGAUGGGGAUUUGUCUCCCAUUGAGGUAAUUUUGGAGUUGGUGGAAGCGCUGUUACCGAAGGGAAAUGGACAUGUGGUCGUGGAUGAGGCGCAUUCUAAUGGGAUUUAUGGGGCGCAGGGGAGAGGAAUUGUGAGUAGUCUUGGACUGGAAGAUAGGAUUUUUGCUCGGCUCCAUACUUUUGGGAAAGGGCUGGCUUGUAAUGGAGCCGCCAUGCUUUGCACGCCUUUGACGAGAGAGUAUUUGAUUAACUAUGCAAGACCGCUGAUAUACAGCACGGCAAUGUCUUUCCCAAGUCUAGCUGCCAUCAAAGUGGUCUAUACACUAAUGACACAGGGAGGGACUGAGUCCCGCAUCAUUUACCUCAACCAACUCAUCGAACACAUGUAUCACCAACUAACCACUUUAUUACCAUAUACCAAACAUCCACUCACAGGAGGCCAGCUCCUCCAACUUCCCAAUGAAAUCCCACGUUCUCCAAUUUUUGCACUUCUGACUCCAGAACCGCGAGGUCUGGCAGGGUAUUGUCAAGAUGGCGGGUUUAUGGUGCGAGCAAUUGUUCCUCCAACUGUACCCAAAGGUACGCAGAGAGUUAGAAUUUGUUUGCACGCAGGGAACACUUUUGAUGAUGUGGAAAGGUUGGUUAUUAGGAUUAAGAGCUGGUUAGAAAUCAGAGGAAAUGUUGGGGGUGGAGACGAGGCGAGUGUGGGGUUUGGAAAAGCUGUGUUGUGA
Venustampulla echinocandica is the source of this 1284-nucleotide messenger RNA. Its product is annotated as Aminotransferase. The transcript has 3 exons. The record is from RefSeq and is a predicted model, not a curated record. Gene Ontology annotation, biological process: biosynthetic process. Bases 1 to 1284 code for a protein of 427 amino acids. Gene Ontology annotation, molecular function: pyridoxal phosphate binding. Lineage: Eukaryota; Fungi; Ascomycota; Leotiomycetes; Helotiales; Pleuroascaceae.